AUGCCAUCGACCAUCAUCCCCGCGUCCCGCAACGCCUCGGCCUCGAGCAAACAAGCCAGCGGCACCUUCACGGGCACCGUGUGGAUGGACCCGAUCCACAUCGACGCGGGGCCCAACAUCAACAUCAACCACGUCAUGUUCACCCCGGGCGCCCGCACGUACUGGCACACGCACGAAAAGGGCCAGCUGCUGCGCGUGCUGGCCGGCGCGGGCUGGGUGUGCGACAAGGGCGGCGAGCCGCGCCGCCUGGCUGUCGGGGACACGGUCUGGUGCGACCCCGGCACGACGCACUGGCACGGUGGCGAUGACGGGUCGUUCAUGCUCCAUCUCGCCGUGAGCCAUGGAAAGACGGUCUGGCAUGACGAGGUCACCGAAAAGGAGUAUCAGGCGAAGAAGAAGUAG
Messenger RNA from Fonsecaea nubica, 402 nucleotides. RefSeq lists its product as hypothetical. Bases 1 to 402 code for a protein of 133 amino acids. NCBI's taxonomy places the organism in Eukaryota, Fungi, Ascomycota, Eurotiomycetes, Chaetothyriales, Herpotrichiellaceae. The transcript has a single exon. The record is from RefSeq and is a predicted model, not a curated record.